AUGGCUGAUGAGAGUGUGUCAUUCAGUUAUUUAAUGGAAUUAGCGAAGGAGUGUAAGGUGGAAUCAUCGGCAUAAAUAUCUAGGUUCUGGUUUCUAUACAAAGGGAGGUCGUUAUUCGUUAACGAACAAAAUAAAUAGAAGAGGUCCAAGGAUACUUCCUUGUGGUACACAAGUGAUAAAGGAGCUAAUGAUGACGUAUUGUUUCUAAUUUGAACACACUGAUAUCUUCCGGUCAGAUUCAACUAACUUCUACGCAUAUGCGAAUUGAAAUAGUUACAGUAAUGGAUCGAAAGUUGUAGAAUUAAAUUAACUAGCUAAUUAUGUAAGUGGUGUAACUUAACUAUUUUUACCACUUGCGUUUUGGGCAAAUUAGACAUCAAAAUUUGUUGCCCAGAAUAAAUUUCACUUCCCACCAGGUCUAGUUUUCCCUCACAUAUCAGCAAAAUUUGAAGCAAAUGAUUGCAGGAAGGAUUAAAGUAAUCGAAGACUUUAUAUCAUGAAGUGUUGAUUUCAGCUGAUUUACCAAUAAAGAAUAAAAAACAGAAUGCUUUACAUCAUAAACAAGCAGACAUUUCUGACAAAACAUUAAUAAUAACGGCGCUUUAAUUUGAUUUCUAAGAAGAAAUUUCUACUUGCCCGCAAUGAUCUUUAAUAAUAACGGCGCUUUAAUUUGAUUACCAAAAACAAAUUUCUACUUGCCCGCAAGUCACUUACAUCACUAUUUGCAUACUGUUCUAAUACAGUAAAUAGAGAAUAAUACAUGGGUGCGCGGGAAUACCAGAUUUAUUUCGAGUGUUGAACAUGAUAUCUCACGAGUGAGCGCAGCGAACGAGUGAGAUAUCAUGUUCAACACGAGAAAUAAAUCUGGUAUUUCCAAGCACCCAUGUAUUUUUCUGUUUAUUAUAUAAACAAAAUUCAGUGAAAAACAAUAAAACGUCCGUGGCAAUGCGUUUUACAACAAAUGAUAUUUUCACACGUAAAAAUAUCGUAUUUUUUACGUGUGUUUAAAUACGAUUUUUCUCAGUGGCCAAAAACUCUAUAUAACACUUAUGUUUAUAUAAUAAUAGGUUUUAGUAUAAUUACAUAGGUGAUUAUUGAAAAUUCUCCACGCUAAUUGGUUGCCGUUGAGGUGAUUAUUACGCGAUAAUCACCUAAGCGAUUUUCAAAAUGGAGGCCGAAGCCUUUUUGUCAAUUAAAUGACGAAGAAAUGUGUAUUUUCUUAUUUUUUCCAAAUAAUCACCUAUGAAGUUAUACUAAAACAAUUAUUCCCCUCAGGCUUGGUGAUUAUCGUGAAUAAAAACCUCGACUUCGUCUCGGUUUUUAUUCACCGAUAAUCACCUCGCCUUCGGCGAAUAAUUGUUAAAUAAUCCAAGAUUAUUAUUCAGGGAAAAGUUCUAAUAUUGUAAUAUGUAUUGAUAAGCAUAUCAUGCAAUGUGAUGAUAGUAUUACCGAUGUUUUUAUAUAUUUUGCUUCAAAGAUAAACCUGUGAAUACGAAGUUUAAUGUAACCAAAGGCCAAGUUCUUCUAGAUGGUGCGACUGUGGUUCUAGAAUGUACUGCAGAUGCUGAUCCAGUAGCUAAAUUCAGCUUUUUUGGUGAAGGUAUAUCACCAGUGAUUGGCAGUGACCCUGCAAAACCAACUGUCAAAAUAGAUCUCAGUCAUGAUGGCGAUAAAAUCAGUUGUACUCCAUCCAAUAGACUUGGCAAUGGACCAACAGUUGUCUUGCUAAUCGAUGUAAAAGGUAAAAUAUUUAACAGUAAUAUACCAUUUGCAAUUACGCGAUUGGUUUGUAAAGCCAUUCAGGAAGUGGGUCACAUCGUGCAACUAAAUGUAAGUCAAAAUACAAGAACGGGCACAUUUUUUUUAUAACCACUGCAUAUUUUUGGAGCACUGUAUGGGCUGCAUCGUUAACAUACAAUGCAUGUAUGUAGUGUUGAGAAAUAGUUUCGCACCAUUUUCUUAAAACAACCGAAAGCUAUAAAAAUUAUGUUACGGUAUACAAUGACUUUUCGAAUCGUUGGUGCUUCAUUUUCACAUUAUGAAGAUUAAAGGCAUUCAGUGCAUUUAACGUUUGCUUAUAUCCUGGUGAACGCUUUGUAAAAUCAUGGUACACAUUGUUCUUUAUUACAGUUCCACCCCAAGUUAUUGCUUUUCCAACGAAAUUAGAUGCAAUUGAAGGACGAAAUAUUUCUGUGAAAUGUGAAGCUUCGGGAAAACCUGCACCUGAAAUAGUCUGGCUUAAAGAUGGUUCACCUUUGAGGAAAAUGCCUCCAUAUUAUAUCACUGGUCGAGCUAUAGGCAGCACGUUGUUUAUAUCUAAGUCUACACUGAUAUUGGCUCCUGCAAGAAGGGAGGAUAAUGGGAACUACGGUUGUCAAGCAAUAAAUCCUCAUGGAAGGCUAGUCAAGUCUGUUAGACUAAAUUUGAUGUGUAAGUACUGUACCGAUAGUGGUAAUAUAGGACUAUCCAUACGAAGCUUACUGUAAAUAGUCGCGAAAACAACGAGUACUUUAUAUUCAUAAUUUGCAGUAGUCCAUAUUGAGAAAGUUGUUUGAAGGAUGCAACUUUGUUUUAUUAAGUCUCUCAGUAUUAGUGAGCGGAUUUACCAACAGGCUAUUGCCUAUUUGAUAGGGGAUCCGAGGUACCUAUACGAUUUUAACGUCCUUAUCCAAGAAGUCCAACCAUUUACUGAUGUCAUUGUUUAUAUACUAGCUAGUUCGUUCUCCUCAAUUAUUUUAAGACCUUGAGUAUGGAGGUAUUCUGAUUAUAUCCGGGUCUUCCAUGCUUGAAAAAAGCAAGCGUGGUGACCAUGCAUUACAAGUGCUGCAUGGUUAAUCUGCUUGGAGAAAAAUAAAACCCUCGACGUUUCCAGCGGAGUAGCGUGCUAAUUUCCACAUGAACGACCUUCGCUCGAAACGUAGAAAUGUUUCAGUUUAGCUAGUGCUGUGCGCCAGAGGACGGACAGACAGCCGCUCGAUGGAACAUACCAUCCACCAAACGCGUCAAUAUUUUUUUAAUCAAAGGCGAGGUUACAGUAGAAUAAUAAACCCCGAGUAUGUGUGACAUAGCUUCUUAUUUCGAUGCGAAAGCUGAGUUUAUUUUAAGGAUGUUUAUUUAUACUGUGUAUUAAGACAACGAUACGUUACAGAUCUCGUUUGUGUUUUGCUCAUGAAUUAUUCUUGAGUUUCUGUAUAAACAAUUGACUGUUUAAGUUUCAUUUUCCAGACCUUCCUGAAGUGAAGAAUAAAAAUGACUUCAAAGAACGCGAAGUUCGUGUUGGUGCAGACGUGGAUCUUCCCUGUCGAGCUGAAGGCAAUCCUCCAACGACGUAUUAUGUUUGGAGGUGGGAAAAUGGCACUGUUAUACAAAAUAAAACUACGGGACUAUUAAGGUUUGAUAAUAUUCAACCUUGCGAAGGAGGACGUUUAUCUUGUGCUGGUGGAAGUUACGUCGGUGAAGGAGAAAAAGUGUCUGUUAAUGUUUUGGUGAGAGGUAAGGUUGCUUCACGUAAUUAAGAAAUAGAAAACGAGUCGCGUGCGUUUAUGGUGGGAUAAUGCACGAAGGGGGUGUUGGGAGAAUACGAGAAACAUGCUUCCCGAGUAUCCCCCCAACAUUGUCCGGGUACAGUCUCGCACCAUAAACGCACACGAGACGAGCUUUUCUAUUUCUUUUAUAAUAUAAAAAGAUAUUACCCAGUAAGCAAUUUUAUUUGAAAGAUCGAUAUAAUCAUAGACGUCACACGCAUGCUUUUUCUCAUCGCUUAGCAACAGCUGGAAUUUUCAGGAGGCCGAGGGAAAACAUUAUAAAUUUUGGAAAUGAAACUUGAUAAACUGGUGAGAAAAUGUUUGAAAAUGAAAAAAAUAACCCACCUUGAUAAAGAGACGAAUUUGCUGUUGUUACACUGCAUCUUAAGCCCAUUUUCCAUUAGGCGAUUUUUUUCGCGCGAACAGUAAAAAAGUAUGAACUGAUCCAACUGUUUCGCGGCAAAUUUUUUCGCUGACCAAUCACAUUGCCAAGGUUUGUUUUUCGCUUCGCCCGAACAAAUUCGCCUAGUGGAAAAUGUGCUUUAUAAUGGUCUCUGCGCACAAUUUUCUGACCAUGGUACAAAGUUUCGCUUCUCUCGUAGUAAAUGAUUGCAUUUCCUGAUCACAUAACAUUGACUGCCCAACGUUUCAAAAGUUUCCAAGGAAUGUCGUCCAGGGGCGGAUCUUUAUAAGCAAAGGAUAAUGUGAAACAGAUUCAGCCAUCUCAAAUAAUGUUGGGAUUGUAGCGUUGCAGACUGCAGAGGAAAGUGGCCAGUAAGACUACUGAAGCUCAUGUACCACCCCCAUGGAAAACCUGCACUCCUUCACGCAGAUGAGCCUAGAUCCGCCCCUGAUGUCGUCAUCGUUCAACUGAGUGCAGAAGUUCUUGUGGUAUAGAUAGUAAUCCCUAUACUUAAAGCAGAAUGAAAUAUUUAUGUCCAAUGCCACCAAGGCAAUAACUUAUAAGCGCCAUAACGGUUUUUAUUAUCGCAUGCAAUCUAUAAUUUCCAUCCGUAUUUCCUUUUCAUCUUUUCCCAUUUUUAAGCUAAAUUAAUUGCUUUUAGUUCCCCCAAGAAUAAUUGUACCUCCACAACAAAGGGUUUCGCUGAACGAAUCCGACAGACUUCAAUUGUUUUGUAACGCGACUGGUGUACCUGAGCCUACCAUACAUUGGACCAGAGAUGGUAC
This is a messenger RNA of Paramuricea clavata, 4712 nucleotides long. The record is from the annotation of a GenBank genome assembly. Lineage: Eukaryota; Metazoa; Cnidaria; Anthozoa; Malacalcyonacea; Plexauridae.